UGGAAAACUUUGCCCCUUAUCAUUUACUCCUGGAGUCUCUCUGUGGAUACAACUUUCCAGGGAAGCACACACCUCACAAGGAAACACCUGUGCUGUUCCGCUGUAAGCAGUGGAAGCCUCUUGCCACGCCUGCCUGUUUUCCCUGUCCCUUCAGGCUGAGCUAUUGCCAAGAUGAUCCAUUUGCAAAGUGCACAGAAGCUGCAGAUGCUGGAGAAAUCUUUGAGGAUGGUCCUCCCUGAGUCCUUAAAGGUGUAUGGGACAGUCUUCCAUAUGAACCAGGGAAACCCAUUCAAGCUUAAGGCCCUGGUGGACUCAUGGCCUGAUUUUAACACCGUGGUUAUUCGUCCUCAGGAGCAGGAAAUGACUGAUGACCUUGAUCACUACACCAACACUUACCUGAUCUACUCCAAGGAUCCUGAGCAAAGCCAGGAGUUCCUUGGCUCCCCAGCAGUCAUCAACUGGAAACAGCAUUUGCAGAUUCAAAGUUCACAGUCCAACCUGAACAGAGUGAUACAAAAUCUUGUAGACAUCAAUUUAAGCAAGGUCAAGCACACACAAUGCAAUCUCUACAUGGUCUAUGACACAGCAAAGAAACUGGCUCCUUCUCUGGUGGACGUAAAGAACUUGUCACCCAAGGGAGACAAACCCAAGCCCCUCGACCAAGAGAUGUUCAAACUCUCAUCCCUGGAUGUUACCCACGCUGCUCUGGUGAACCAGUUCUGGCACUUUGGUGGCACUGAGAGAAGCCAGAGAUUCAUCGAGCGCUGUAUCCGCACUUUCCCCAGCUUCUGUCUGCUGGGGCCUAAGGGGACACCGGUGUCCUGGUGCCUGAUGGACCACACCGGAGAGCUGCGAAUGGGGGCCACCGUGCCUGAGUACCGGGGCCAGCAUCUUAUUUAUCAUAGUAGCCUUUACCAGAUCCAGAGUCUGGUGAAACUAGGCUUCCCUCUCUAUGCCCACACUGAUAAGGCCAACCACAUUAUUAAGAAAACGUCUGUCAGGCUGCGCUAUGUCCCCAUGCCCUGUGACUGGCACCAGUGGAACUGUCUGCCACAGUAAAGCUGUCCCUGAACAUAGGUCGCUGAGGAGCACGCCGCUGGCUGGAGAAGGGGGUGUGGAAACACAGAGGGAAAAAUCCCUUAGAAUGGAGUGGACCCUGGGCUCUGUGAUGGAGGGAUGUGUGGUGAACAUCACAGCCCAAGCUCCAGCCCUCAGAUCACUCACAAGCCAGCCUUCGCUUCCUCAGUGUGGAGCAGGCCAGGCUCUCCUGCUCCAGGGCUGACCCAGCUGCUCAUUUCCAGGACCUUUGAUGCGUGCUAACACACUGCCUGCUUUCUCCUUUGAUCUCUUGCCUCAUUCAGUCUUGCCUGUUUGCUGGGAUAUGGAUUCUUACGAUUUUCCCCUCUGGACUUCUAUGGCUUUCCUUUUAUUGGCUGGAGAGAGGUCUGUCUUCUCAAUAGGUCUUUUAAAAUCCUUUCCCAGGUCGCUUCCUAGACCUGGUAUGAUAACCAUGUGAAAUAAAUUUCACAUGUAUAUACACAGAAACUAUGUGGUGUAAUUCUAGGAAUAACUAAAAAACAGAAGAACUGGUAAUAUUUUUGCAAAUAGCAUCAGUAUCUUUUGCAACGAGUUACACAUUGCUAUUCCUGGCCCAGAAAAGAGAACGCAGCACCGCCUUUUCAGGCUUAGCUCCACUGAUGCCCUCCUGGAUCCCUUGGUGGCACUGGGACUUCUUUGUGGAAGCUUAAUCUACAUGUUCCAUGAUGUGACAUGGAUGUAAGGAGAAAAGGAUACAAGAACACUCAACCUAGGAAGGUGGAUCUACAAGAUCGGGGUGGGGGCUGCAGGAAGCUUUGUACAGGGCUAGAGACCAGGAGGCACCUGGCCAAUGCACACGCCGUGAGAUCCCUGUGACCCCUGUAGUCCAGGUGAGAAUCAUGUGGGUCUAGAUGAUAAAGGAGACCACAGGAGGGGUCAAUCGCGAGUCUUCCUAGGAAGACAGCAGCAGUAGUGCUAGAGGAAUAGCAGGUACUUGAAGAAGGAAAAAAGGAAAGGGAAUGUCACCAGGAGAAGUCUCGAGACCAUCAUAGUCCCGACCCUCAACAAAGAAGAAAAGGUGAGCUUCCUGUACUUGAA
Molecule: messenger RNA, 2136 nt
Organism: Fukomys damarensis (Damara mole-rat)
Lineage: Eukaryota; Metazoa; Chordata; Mammalia; Rodentia; Bathyergidae
Product: glycine N-acyltransferase-like protein Keg1
Exons: 6
Coding region: 172-1059 (295 amino acids)
Cellular component (GO): mitochondrion
Molecular function (GO): glycine N-acyltransferase activity
Source: RefSeq, a predicted model, not a curated record